Molecule: messenger RNA, 1087 nt
Organism: Aplosporella prunicola CBS 121167
Lineage: Eukaryota; Fungi; Ascomycota; Dothideomycetes; Botryosphaeriales; Aplosporellaceae
Exons: 3
Coding region: 119-742 (207 amino acids)
Source: RefSeq, a predicted model, not a curated record
CUUACUAGCCCGACGCUUCAUCCCAAAAAAACGCCAACUCAACCGCAAACCGGACAGCAAGCUUUGUCAAAACCAUCUUCACUCCCCCUUUAUCAUUUACAAGCGGUCACUCGGCGGAAUGGCUUCAAAUAUCGCUACAGGCAAUACAACCGGCCAAGACAAUGACAAUGAUGAAAACCAACAGUCGGAACCAAUCAAUAAAAAGGUCCCAGCAAAUGAGGAAUUUUUUGAGUUUUACCGUCUAGAGUGGCAUGCGUUACUUGGGAAUUACAUUCGCAAAGGGGCUGAAAUAAGGUGGCCCGACAGACGCGUCCAAAACAAAUUCUUCGCAUGGACUUUGAGUACGGGUAAAGUGCAAGAUGAAAGUCCGGAACAGCAUCUCGAGGACGACGAUUCGAAACGCUCUGGCCAUGAUUCGUCCAUAGCUUCCACCGGUUCGGUACACACUUCAGACGAGACCAAUGACGGCAGAACUGAAAGAAGCAUGAGAGAAAUGGCCAAGGUAGUUGCGGAAGAGCGGACGGACACUGACGAGUCUACCAAUACCAACAAGCCUCCACCUGCAACUCCACCACGACCAGCUUCUCCGGAACGUGCUUCUCCUGCACCAGAACCCUCCACAACCACCCGGCAAAAUGUUGAAGAGGGGAACGUGCGUCCGAUCGAAAGGCUUGAGUACCAGUGCCAGUGGCAUAUGUGGAAGUACAACGUCCUGGAUGCCGCCAACCAGAGGCAUGAGUGACUACCUUUUAGACUUCGGGGUCGAGUCAUCACCCGCAUCAGUGAAGACAACACGUCAGCCGACGUCUGGAACCUGCUGCACACGCUGUUAGAGCCGGACAACAUGCUCUACGGCAUGCGGCUGAAGAUUGAGUACGACAACUGCGUGCGUUCCAACUAUGACUCCGUCGAGGCCUUCACUGACGACCUGCUGCUCAAAUGGCACUGCUGCGGUAACGCGCACUGGACAAUUCAGGCUAUGGACGUGGCUAUCAAGCUGGUCAUGGAGAUGGAAGACGAGGUCCCGAUAUGGUGCAGGCAAGUUCGUCAAAGGUGGCAGGAAGCCUCGUUGACGCCUGAAGCCUUC